Cladocopium goreaui is the source of this 724-nucleotide messenger RNA. The record is from the annotation of a GenBank genome assembly. NCBI's taxonomy places the organism in Eukaryota, Dinophyceae, Suessiales, Symbiodiniaceae.
GUGGUACAAGCCGGAAGAGCACAAAGACCUUCUUGUGCAGUGGAUCAGUGAAACAGCUGAUGUCAUUGAAAGAACUUUGCACUGCAUCGAUGUCUUUGGUGCAUCUGGCCGAGUGAGCAAGACUUGGGAGAGGGCAGUCUUUGUAUCCAUGUUGCUGGUCGCACGACCUCAAUUGUACCUGGUGAUCGAGCAGCCAUGUAGUUCGUGGGCCUUCAAGCAGGACUUUAUGGUGGAAUUGUCUACGGUAUACCACAAGCGCACCAGAACAGGCUGGCAAGGCGGGAAGGAUCUUGCUAGCAGUGCGUAUUUUACCUUCGAAUUCUGCCAAGCUCUUUUAAGAAGCUGGCAGUCCCGCGAUCCAUGCGAUGGUGAUUUGGUCACACCAGACAACACGCCAAUGCCAAUGGAGGCAUCGCAAGGUGAGAACUCACUUGCGUCCCUCGCACCUGCCGAGGAGGAUGGACCCAUUGAAAUUGUGAUUAACAGUGACAGUGAUUCCGACACACCUGUCACACCAAUGCCAGAAGAGGCAUCGCCAGGUGAUGAUUCACUGGCUUCCCCCGCACCUGCCGAGGAGGAUGUAAUCACUGAAAAGACUGAGGAGGAAUUCCAGGCCGAGCAAAUUACAACUGAUGCUCGGUUUCAAUCCUGUGGAGGGAAUGAGGAUGUCAAGGGUUUUGUACUUUUAACGAUUCUAUGUUCUUGUAGUGCUGCGAGGGCAUAA